ACCUUUAGGUGUUGCAACUCGAACGACCAAGGCCAGAAAGACAAAAGAAAGAAAGAAAGAGAGAAAAGAGAGACCAGACGGGUGCUUUUAAAGACGCUUUAUUCACCUCAUGCAUAUAUUGUACCUUUCGACCUUACCCAUUUUUUUAUUAUGCCUAAUACUGUGUUCAAUUUUUAUUGUCUCUGGGCGGCUGUCUGAACCUUUUGUUGCAUUUGCGAUUCGAUUAUAUGUCUUCCAUGAAGCUGGCUUGAUGGGCGGAAUUCUGCUUUUUUUUUUCUUUUUCUUUUUAAUAGUAUACCAAGACGAAGUCGAGAUUCCUGAAUGAGCGACGGAUUAAUUGGGUCACACAAUAAUACAAACA
Messenger RNA from Aspergillus brunneoviolaceus CBS 621.78, 361 nucleotides. RefSeq lists its product as uncharacterized. The coding region runs from base 110 to 325 and encodes 71 amino acids. Lineage: Eukaryota; Fungi; Ascomycota; Eurotiomycetes; Eurotiales; Aspergillaceae. The record is from RefSeq and is a predicted model, not a curated record. The transcript has a single exon.